Geodia barretti is the source of this 675-nucleotide messenger RNA. NCBI's taxonomy places the organism in Eukaryota, Metazoa, Porifera, Demospongiae, Tetractinellida, Geodiidae. The record is from the annotation of a GenBank genome assembly.
AUGCAACAAGCAAAAUUAGAGGCUCAACAACGCGACACUUUCGGAAAGCAGAGCGCUCGUGAACUCCGGAAAGAAGGCACGAUACCUGCUGUGCUUUAUGGACGCGCACAGGACACCUUGGCGAUCCAACUCAACGCGCGAACCUUCAAACAAUUCCUACGAACGUACGGUGAAAACGUUGUCAUCAACAUGGCAAUCAGUACGGACAACACUGAAACUGUCAUUAUCAGAGAAAUUCAACGCCAUCCGGUGGAUAAACACAUGUUAAUUCAUGCGGAUUUUAUCAGAAUCUCUUUAGAUGAACCUGUAACAUCAGCCGUGCCGGUGAUCCUAAUAGGCAGUCCACUCGGUGUUGAGGAGGGCGGCACCCUUGAAUUCUCUCUCCGCCAAGUGACACUUCACUGUCUGCCGGCACAAAUGCCGAACGACCUCUCGAUUGACGUAAGUCAAUUGAGCAUCGGUGACGCUGUCCACGUGAGUGAUUUAAACCUGGACGAGGAAAUUGACAUAUUAGAUGAACCAGAGCGGAUUAUUGCGACGGUGAGCCAACCGCGCGUCAUACUCGAUGAACUAACAGAGGCUGAAGAUGGCGAAGAAGGAGAAAUGGAAGAAGCCGCUGAAGAACCUACGGAACCAGAAAUUAUUUCUCGUAGGCGCUAUGAUGACGACGAAUAG